CCUACCGCUAUUUAUACCCCAUUCCACCACCUUCCUCCCUAAUUCAUUAUUGGCUAAUCCCUUUCUCUUGAUCUUCGUCUUUCUAACAAAUCUUAUCAUUCGUCGUCAUAAUAACGAAUUACUGUGUGCCGCCAUGCCAACGCUCUUACUGCUUUCAUUGUUUCUGAUCUAUCUCUCCCUCUUCAUCCUCUCCGCUUUCAACUUCGCAGAGUCCCAGCCAUUCAUUGGCAUCAACUACGGCCAAGUCGCCAACAACCUUCCACCACCUACGGCCACCGCGAACCUCCUCAACUCCACCACCGUCGGAAAAAUCAGGCUCUACGGCGCCGACCCCGCCAUCAUCAAGGCCCUCUCCAACACUGGCAUCGGUAUAGUUAUCGGGGCCACCAACGGCGAGAUUCCAGCGCUGGCCUCCAAUCCCGACGCAGCGAUGCGGUGGGUUAACUCGUACGUCCUCCCCUACUACCCUGCCAGCAACAUCAUCCUCAUCACCGUGGGCAAUGAGGUCAUAACCUCCACGGAUCAGGACUUGAUCUCUCAGCUCCUUCCUGCCAUGAAGAAUGUCCAGAACGCCCUCAACUCGGUCUUACUCGGCGGUAAGGUGAAGGUAUCGACGGUUCACUCCAUGUCCGCGUUGUCUCGGUCCUACCCUCCCUCGUCCGGUUCUUUCAAUCCCGUCUACCAGGACACCAUGAGGGGCUUGUUGGAGUUCCAGAGGGAGAAUGGCUCCCCCUUCGCCAUCAACCCCUACCCUUUCUUCGCCUACAAGAGCGAUCCCAGGCCUGAAAUGCUUGCGUUCUGCCUGUUCCAGCCCAACUCAGGACAGACCGACUCGGGAACUGGAAUCACGUACGUGAAUAUGUUCGAUGCUCAGUUAGAUGCUGUACGGUCUGCUUUGAAUGCGAUGGGCUUCAAGGAUACUGAGAUUACGAUUGCUGAGACCGGUUGGCCGUACAGUGGGGACAGUAAUGAAGCAGGACCCAGUGUUGAGAAUGCCAAGACCUACAAUGGGAAUUUGAUUGCCCACCUAAGAUCAAUGGCUGGGACUCCUUUAAUGCCUGGAAAAUCAGUGGAUACAUAUAUCUUUGCUCUGUAUGAUGAGAAUUUAAAACCAGGACCGCCCUCUGAACGAUCUUUUGGACUUUACAAGCUGCCUGAUCUUACCAUGAUCUAUGAUGUUGGCCUUUCAAAGAAAAGUAGCGAGGUGAGACUAUAUAUAUAUAUAGUAACAAUAUUAAUAUUGGUUCGAGUUCUUGUCUCAUGUCCUGAUCAUCAUCAUCAGACUCCAUCGCCAACCCAAGUGAUUCCAUCACCAAAAACAACAGGAACAAGCUUCUGGUGCGUUCCCAAGGCUGGCGUUUCUGAUGCUCAACUGAAGGCAAAUCUUGACUAUUCCUGUAGCCAAGGUAUUGAUUGCAGGCCGAUCCAACCAGGAGGCGCCUGCUUUGAACCGAACACAUUAUUUUCACAUGCUUCCUAUGCCAUGAAUCUCUAUUACCAAACUGCUGGGAAGAAUCCAUGGAACUGCGAUUUCUCACAGACGGCAACCCUCACAUCCAUUAGUCCUAGUUACAAUGCUUGCAAUUAUCCUGGUUGAUGCAUGUACCUGAAAAGCAGCGUAAUGAUCUCACGAGUUAGAAUCCUAGAUACCAAGAAAAUAAACGUAAAAUGUUUGCGAAUGAUAUGUCAGUGUGCUACUAUUACUACUUAUUUUGAUCUAUUUCCUACUGUGAUCAUGGAGUUGUAAUUCUGAUCUUUCUUAUCGUACUUGUAAGUUUUAAUCUUCAUCAUCUUAUUAUGAAGUAGUGCUUAAUAUCAUAUAUAACUUAUGUUUGGUUGGAUAAA
Juglans microcarpa x Juglans regia is the source of this 1845-nucleotide messenger RNA. Its product is annotated as glucan endo-1,3-beta-D-glucosidase-like. The transcript is spliced from 4 exons. Gene Ontology annotation, cellular component: plasma membrane. NCBI's taxonomy places the organism in Eukaryota, Viridiplantae, Streptophyta, Magnoliopsida, Fagales, Juglandaceae. Gene Ontology annotation, molecular function: hydrolase activity, hydrolyzing O-glycosyl compounds. The record is from RefSeq and is a predicted model, not a curated record. Bases 134 to 1597 code for a protein of 487 amino acids. Gene Ontology annotation, biological process: carbohydrate metabolic process.